GGAGAGGGAGAGGGAGAGCAGGAGCCUGCAGGAAUCAGAGACCUUUCUUUUGUCCUCUCGUUCUCGGGACCCAGACACAUGGGGUCAACGCAGGCUGAAUGGGUUCCUACUGAAAAGACUGCCUCGGACUCGGACGCACGCAGACGCCGAUGAGAGAGCGCGCGCUAAUUACGAAAACCUGGUCGAGCAAUUAACACCGAGGAGAGAAGCCGCGCGGAAAGAGCUCAUUUAGCUCCCUGGUCACCUUGGCACCAUGAGUUGGAGCUUCCUAACCCGUCUGCUGGAUGAGAUCUCCAACCAUUCCACCUUCGUGGGGAAGAUCUGGCUAACUGUGCUCAUCAUCUUCCGCAUCGUUCUGACAGCCGUCGGCGGUGAAACCAUCUACUACGAUGAACAGAGUAAAUUUGUCUGCAACACGCAGCAGCCCGGGUGUGAGAACGUGUGCUACGACGCGUUUGCUCCGCUCUCGCACGUACGAUUCUGGAUCUUUCAGGUGAUCUUGAUCACCACCCCCACCAUUAUGUACCUGGGUUUCGCCAUGCACAAGAUUGCUCGCAUGGAUGACAACGAGUACCGGCCCGUCCGGAGCCCCAAGAAGAGGAUGCCCAUCGUCAGCCGCGGGGCAGUUCGAGAUUACGAGGAAGCCGAGGACAAUGGAGAGGAAGACCCCAUGAUAGCUGAAGAGAUUGAACAAGACAAGCCCGACAAAGAAGAAAAAAGCUCAGAGAAAAAGCAUGACGGUCGUCGGCGGAUCCUGCGCGACGGCCUGAUGAAAGUCUACGUGUGCCAGCUGCUGUGGCGCUCCUCCUUCGAGGUCGCCUUCCUUUUCGGCCAGUACGUCCUCUACGGCUUUGAGGUGAUACCCUCCUACGUCUGCACUCGCUCGCCGUGCCCGCACACCGUGGACUGCUUUGUGUCCCGCCCCACCGAGAAGACCAUUUUCCUGCUGGUGAUGUACGUCGUGUCUUUCCUCUGCCUGCUCCUCACCCUCUUUGAAAUCCUCCAUUUGGGCGUGGGCGGCAUCCGCGACACCUUCCGCAAGCGGGCCAUGCUCGGCUCCCGUGCCCCCCUUCCAUCCUCCUCGCGUUCCAUGCCCACGGCUCCGCCCGGAUACCACGCCACCGUCAGGAAGGAGAAACUGAAAGGAGACCUGAGGGACUCGCCGAUGGCCGACUCCGGGCGGGAGAGUUUCGGGGACGAGGGGCCGUCGUCCAAAGAGCUGGAGCGGUUGAGGAGGCACCUGAAGCUGGCCCAGCAGCAACUGGACCUGGCCUACCAGGUGGAUGAGGGAAGCCCUUCACGGAGCAACAGCCCCGAGGUCAACGCGGCUGCACAGACGGCCGCCGAGCAGAAUCGCCUCAACUUUGCCCAGGAAAAGCAGGGGGAGGCAAGCGAGAAAGGAAUACAUGCCUGAGUGUGCUUCCUGCCUCAAACGUCUGUUCUUCCAUUCCCACUGGCCUUAAACACAUGGAGGAAGCGCAUAUCAGAGGGCAGUCAGACCACUGAGGGAGACCACAGCGUGUGUGUGUGUGUGUGUGUGUUUGUUUGUGUGUGGAUGAGAGAAAUAAGCCUUUCAGUAUUAGGGGUCAGACAGUAAAGAGAAAAAUGCUGACCAAGCUGUGUUGUGACAAAUGGUUCAUCUCCAGGACUCUAAACUUGAAAGCCGGCCACAUCUCUGGUUUCUGCAUGCUAACCUCCUUCCAAACCUUGACUGUGCCUUUGGCUGAAACCUUGUCUACACCCUGUUCUUUCGCCUGCUCUUGUGUUUUUGUGGCCAUGCAGUAAUCCUCGUCCAUUUCAGACCUUGUAAGGAUUAUCGAAAGCUUUAAAGUCCUCUGGCCAACCAAGUGUGCUUGUGUUGUCUCCCUCACAAAAGAGAGGCUCUCUAUUUAUGAAAUGUUGCCGAAUGUUGGUCUCACUUUGACAAUCUCAAAGAACGCAGCCUUUGGUUAUGUCAUUUCUGGAGCGUGUGCAGCAACAAAGGCGGCCUAACCUGCGCUAGAUGAGUCCUGUUUAAUUUAAACCGAUUUAAUGUUAGGGUUAAUGUUGAUCAGCCACAAACCACACCAUUUCAGAAAUAUUUGACAGAAUUUUGAAGCCUGUAUAUUUACUCCAAUUGGCCAAAAUGUUUACCUGGGAAAUGCUUGAAUUCUUUAACGACAGGAAAUGUUCCUAAGAAUAAUUUUUUUUUUUUUUUUUUUUUUGUACAAUCCAUUCAUUUAAAAUAUUCCAUUUAUUUUUACCAGUACUUAACUAGAAUAUUUACUUUUGUCUAGAAGGGACGUUUUGGAACCACAAAUGCCAGCUCUUUCACACGCUCUUAGAUGUCAGUAAACCCCUUCUUUCCUAAAUGAUGUAACUAUAAAAGAAAAAAUGAUUCAUCACAAUGUUCGUUAUUGCAGAAAUUUAAAGAAUAAUUUUGACAUUUUGUGGGGUUUUUUAUUAUUUUUUUGCUAACAGCUGGAAACCUCUGUCUUCUGGGCUACUGUCAACAACGAAAUUCUAUCCUUUUUGAAAUUUACAUUCUUCUUUGGUGAGGCAUAUUUUCCAUCCUUGACAUGCACCACUACCCCUCGGUUGUGCUGAAACAUGGAUGCUUUCAUCUAUCCUGGAAGAAACGCAACCCAGCUGAGGAAAGGAUGACAGUUGGCUGCUGACACACGGCCCUGUGCCAUGUAAACACGCAUAAUCUACAAUUCAUCAUCAGACUUUUGAUCAAUAGCUUUCAGUGUUCAUACAGAGGUCAUACUUUUUCAUAACCUGUCAGUUAGAUUAAUGAUCUUUGGCUGAAAUAAUGAAACUACAGAUUGCCAAAGAGCUGUUUGAUGCUGUAUUUUUUUAUUUUAUUUUUUUUUGUAAUCAUCUCACUUCCACUUUUGCUACUUAUUGCAAGGUACGACAUUCCGUUUUGAAUAUGGUAUUUCAAUGUUUUUUUUUUUUUUUUCUAUUGCCAGUUUUGUAGUUUUUGUAACUGUAGAGAUUAUUUUGUCUUCAGAGUAAAUAAAUAUAUUUGAAAAGUA
Messenger RNA from Perca flavescens (yellow perch), 3020 nucleotides. RefSeq names its product gap junction gamma-1 protein. Gene Ontology annotation, biological process: cell-cell signaling. The record is from RefSeq and is a predicted model, not a curated record. Lineage: Eukaryota; Metazoa; Chordata; Actinopteri; Perciformes; Percidae. Bases 254 to 1414 code for a protein of 386 amino acids. The transcript has 5 exons. Gene Ontology annotation, cellular component: connexin complex. Gene Ontology annotation, molecular function: gap junction channel activity.